This is a messenger RNA of Trypanosoma brucei brucei TREU927, 252 nucleotides long. RefSeq lists its product as hypothetical. Bases 1 to 252 code for a protein of 83 amino acids. Lineage: Eukaryota; Euglenozoa; Kinetoplastea; Trypanosomatida; Trypanosomatidae. The transcript has a single exon. The record is from RefSeq and is a predicted model, not a curated record.
AUGAAUCAGUCUAGUUCAUUAUGGGGCGAGGAGUUUGAGGUGCUCAAGCAAAUGCAGGAGGAUCGCAUGAACUUCGCCAACAACAUGACGUGCCACGAGCGCUGUGUCUCGCAAUAUUGGUUCAACAACUUCUACGGACCGGAGCACCGUUGCAUGAGGAACUGCUUGGAGAAGUUAAAUCAGGUGGGCGUUAUCACAAAUAUUGUUUUCACAAAACAUGAACAGGGUAAGACAGGAAGCAAAGGAAAGUAG